Molecule: messenger RNA, 693 nt
Organism: Ziziphus jujuba (common jujube)
Lineage: Eukaryota; Viridiplantae; Streptophyta; Magnoliopsida; Rosales; Rhamnaceae
Exons: 1
Coding region: 61-693 (210 amino acids)
Molecular function (GO): endopeptidase inhibitor activity
Source: RefSeq, a predicted model, not a curated record
UCCUUAGAUUAACUAAGUAUUAAUUUAAUUGUUGUAUAGGGGUCAAAACAAUAGAAGUUGAUGCGAAGGCUAAGCACGAGCUUGAUCAUAUGGCUUGUCAUAGCCAUGGCAGCGAAAGCCCAAGACGAUGAAGAAGACGAUGUCGUUGUCGAGUACUCUUCGGUGCUCGACACGUCCAGACGGCCUCUUGAACGCGGUGUAAAAUAUUUGAUAAAGCCUGCUCUCCUCACCCACGUUGGCGGCCCAUUAACGAUGAUAGACCUAAACGGAUCCGGGUCAUGCCCUGUCUACGUGGGUCAGGGAAAUGUUUCGGGUUUGAAUGAAAUCCCUGUAACAUUUAAUCCUUUGGUUGAUGGAGAAAACUUGGUGAGGGAGAGGAAGAACUUGAAGGUGGCAUUCUCUACUGCAAGAAGAACAUGCACAAUAUGGAAGGUGGGCCAGCAAGACCCGUUGACCCGAAGGAGUCUGAUUGAAACAGCGGGAGAAUCAUCAUCAGACGGUGGAAAGUGGAGCAACUACUUUGUGAUUGUAAGAGAUCAACGGUUGGGAGGUAAUAUCUAUAACUUGGAAUUUUGUCCAAUUUGUAGGUUUGGAUAUUGCGGGCGUUUAGAAUGUUUGGUUGAGAAGGGAAAGAGAUUGGUAGCCUUGGGUGUGGAGGGUUUUGCGCUUCCUCUUGUGUUUGAGAGGGUAUAG